GUGGGGCAUAUGAAGAGGCCCAUUUCUGGCCCAAUCCACCUCUCUCUCUCUCUCUCUCUCUCUCUCUCUCACAAACCCUCUUGCUUGCUCUGAUUGAUCAUUUCUUUGACAAGAAAGGUUACUGUUUUUCACUGAAUCCAUGUCGGAGGAUAAGGGUCGCCCGUUGCCUAAAUUUGGCGAAUGGGAUGUCAAUGAUCCUGCUUCAGCUGAAGGUUUUACUGUGAUUUUCAACAAAGCUAGGGAUGAGAAGAAGACAGGUGGCAAGCCUGAUUCACCGGGAAAGGUUGAUUCACAUACUAGGCCUGGUGUAAAUCCUGGCAAACCGCCUGCUAAAAAAUGGCUUUGCUGCAUGCGAAGUCCGACAGAAUCUUGAUGAGAUCCUCCCCGUUUGAGAGCUGUCAAAGGAGUAAGUUGCAUUUUCAAAAAGCCCCAGCAUAUAUAUAUACGUCUGGAGAAGGUAGAAGUUUAGGGCUGUCAUUGCUGGAAUUUGUUUUCUUUGAUGUCGUACAGAGGUGUGUAUGGGGAUAGGACCAAAGAACAACACCAUUUCAUUAUGGUAUCUGUAUACUGAAUUUAUAUUCCCAGUAGCCAAGCUCUUGUUACUGGGCUUGCUGUAUGUUGUGUCGUCUCAGCUGUUGAGCUUUUUUGUUUGUGACAAGUUAUUUCCAAGUGUAUGGAUGGAUGGGCUUGUUUUGUGAAUUACAAUGCCAAUGCUUUUCUUUUCA
Tripterygium wilfordii is the source of this 725-nucleotide messenger RNA. RefSeq names its product protein NOI4-like. The record is from RefSeq and is a predicted model, not a curated record. The coding region runs from base 140 to 373 and encodes 77 amino acids. The transcript is spliced from 3 exons. Lineage: Eukaryota; Viridiplantae; Streptophyta; Magnoliopsida; Celastrales; Celastraceae.